AUGUCAAAAAAUAAAGGGAAAGGCAAAGCAGUGAUUCGUGAUGAAUUAGAAAAUAAUCCAAUUAACAAUAAUUACAACCAUAAUAGUGAAAUAUCUUCACUUCCUGGACUUUUAGCAGUGCGCUCUAUCAUUGAAGAUGAUUCUAUGAUAGCUACGAGACGCUCUUCACGAACUUCUAGUUCUAUUACUGGCUCACCAUCUAAUCGGACUAUAGGAGUUGAUGAAGAGGCAGUUGAACCUGGUGAUAAUUCGUUUGAAAGACAACAACCUUUCACAACCUCCUCCACAAAAUCAUCAAUCUUUGAAAAAAACAUUAAGUUUGAUCCAUUUGCCUCUUUACGAAGAAAUUCAGAUAUUCCAGGUCAUCAGGAUGUUUGGUACUACGACAAUGAUCCACGAGGAUUCUAUGAUUUUUCUGAUGUCUAUAGCGAAGAGGAUGAAGCUAAUACAGAGAAUGAUGAUGACAGUGACAGUGAUGAAUGGGAAACAGAUGUAGAAUACAUAAUAUUGGAUCUCGGGACAGAUGUAAAUGAAGAAUUGAUCAACAACAUCAAAAGUAGCUCCAAAAAACUAGAUUCUAAUGAGGGACCAGGAAAGACACGAUACAACUUGCGUUCAAAGCCACAAGGUCGACAAUCCAUUGACGAGUUACCAUCCACACCUAAAAAUAACACAAAUAACAGCAGUAAUAUGGGCUCGAAUGACUACGAUUUUCAAUUUGUGGGUCUUGAACACGGAGAACCUACUUUGAAAAUCGGUAAUAACCAUUUCGAAGGGGUAUUAGAUGAAUCAAUCGGUACUGAUUUGGUUUUUACCAUAAGAAAAGACGAAGGACCGCCACCUCGCACAAGCCUAGCUUACAAGUGUCAUACGGUUAAAAAGAUUCGUUUCUCUAGGAUGGAUGUUGUUCCCAAAGCGCAAAAGUUAACCACUGAGGGAGACCUUGAAUUGGAUCAAGACGAAAAAAGUGUGAGUGAAAUGGACACGGAUGAUUACAGUUAUAUGCAUCUCAAUUUCGAGGAUGCACAGCUUGAUAAAGAUGUUGCCGAUGACGAAAAAGAAAUUGAGAAGGAUGACAAGGCAAACUAA
This is a messenger RNA of Ambispora gerdemannii, 1089 nucleotides long. Lineage: Eukaryota; Fungi; Glomeromycota; Glomeromycetes; Archaeosporales; Ambisporaceae. The record is from the annotation of a GenBank genome assembly.